Molecule: messenger RNA, 540 nt
Organism: Alosa alosa (allis shad)
Lineage: Eukaryota; Metazoa; Chordata; Actinopteri; Clupeiformes; Clupeidae
Product: presequence protease, mitochondrial-like
Exons: 4
Coding region: 271-540 (89 amino acids)
Source: RefSeq, a predicted model, not a curated record
CCAGGAACACGCAGUAUGUUGGCUGCAGAGGUGGUCAUAGAUGUUUGGUUGAUUAGUGAAUACCCGCAGAUGGAGCGUAUCCGCGAUUACAGCACGCUGCCCCGACUGACAGUAAACGGCAUGAGCGACAGGAGUAGUUUACAAUGAGUGCCUAAAUGAGUUUGCUAUAGACGCCGUUUAUGGUGUAGUACUUUAAUGACCAUUACAUGACCUUCGCUACGGUUACGCGGUUCAUUCAAAGAAUCGGUCGCCGCACUCAUAACUGUUAAUAUGUUACGGCGAGCCACAACAAUUUACAGGAGACUCAGGACUCUCAGUGUCCUGGGUCGCUGUCCCAGGCGCCAUCAGAGCAUCUCCGCUCCUGAGAGAGCGCUUCAGUAUGCGGUGGGCCAGAGGAUCCACGGCUUCACCAUCACUGAGGUGACUGCCGUUCCAGAUCUGUUCCUAACUGCAGUGAAACUCACCCAUGAUUCCACUGGAGCCCAGUAUCUUCAUGCGGCCCGCGACGACAAGAACAACCUCUUCAGGCAAGACGAGUGA